Molecule: messenger RNA, 2752 nt
Organism: Oncorhynchus gorbuscha (pink salmon)
Lineage: Eukaryota; Metazoa; Chordata; Actinopteri; Salmoniformes; Salmonidae
Product: protein Wnt-11-like
Exons: 6
Coding region: 343-1416 (357 amino acids)
Biological process (GO): canonical Wnt signaling pathway; neuron differentiation; cell fate commitment
Cellular component (GO): extracellular region
Molecular function (GO): frizzled binding; cytokine activity
Source: RefSeq, a predicted model, not a curated record
GUUGAGGCUGCCCAACUGCCAAGAGUCAGACACAUUCAGCAGCUCGAGACACACCACACCGAAGAACCUGCGAGAGAAGAGAGCCGCUGCUGCUGGGGAGUAAACGAUGCUUUCCUCUUUUUGGGAUUCAUUCGAAUUACGAAAUUGUGGAUUUAUACGUGUUUGUGGAAGAUAUUGAAUUCAAAAGGAUAUUAGGCUACACGGAAUUGAUACUUAAUCAUCAUUAAAGGGGAUAGAGGGUGAGACGGUGCCAUGACAGUUGACUUGUGAUUGCAUCUAGAAGAGCCUAGAAGCCAACAUUCACCUGCAUUACCGUCAUCUCUAAGUUGGAACAUUAUCAUCAUGAAGAAAAUGUCUAACACCCUCCCGCUCUGUCUGCUUACCAUUCUGCUGUUGUCCCAGAUCUGCUCCGGUAUCAAAUGGCUGGCCCUAUCACACACACCUGUGUCCUUACACAUCAACCAGACCCACCACUGCAAGCUGCUGCCGGGCCUGGUGUCCUCACAAGCCCAGCUGUGUCGGAGCAACCUGGAGCUCAUGCAGACCAUCAUCGCUGCAGCUCGCGAGGUCAAGAAGACCUGCCAGAAGACCUUCGCUGACAUGCGCUGGAACUGUUCCUCUAUUGAAAUCCCCAGUGACUCCUCGAGGUAUCGACCGGACCUUGACAGAGGCACAAGGGAGUCAGCGUUCGUGUACGCCCUGUCCGCGGCAGCCAUCAGCCACACCAUCGCGCGGGCGUGCACAUCAGGGGACCUGCGGCUGUGUUCAUGUGGCCCCAUCCCCGGAGAGAUCCCCGAGCCAGGCUACCGCUGGGGUGGCUGUGCAGACAACCUGCACUACGGCCUGGUCAUGGGCUCCAAGUUCUCUGACGCCCCCAUGAAGAUGAAGAAGGCAGGCUCCCACGCCAACAAGCUGAUGCACCUGCACAACAGUGAAGUGGGGAGACAGGCCCUGAGGGAUGCGCUGGUGAUGAAAUGUAAGUGUCAUGGUGUGUCUGGCUCUUGCUCCAUACGGACCUGCUGGAGAGGCCUGCAGGACCUGAAGGAUAUCGCCAUGGACCUGAAGACCAAGUACCUGUCAGCCACCAAGGUGGUGCACAGACCCAUGGGUACGCGCAAGCAGCUGGUCCCCAAGGACAUCGACAUCAGGCCCGUUAGGGAAAACGAGCUGGUUUACUUGCAGAGCUCCCCAGACUUCUGCGCCAAGAACGACAAGCUCGGCUCCAUUGGCACCCAGGACAGGCAGUGCAACAAGACGUCCAUCGGCAGCGACAGCUGCGACCUGAUGUGCUGUGGGCGAGGCUACAACCCCUACACAGAGAAGCUGGUGGAACGCUGCCACUGCAAGUACCACUGGUGCUGCUAUGUCACAUGUAAGAAGUGUGAGAGGAUUGUGGAGAGAUACGUCUGCAAAUGAGUCCAUGUUGUCUACUUCAUCCAUCCAGUCUCUGAGCUGGGACACAGAUAACCAAAGCACUACGUUUCCAAGAUGGCUUACUUUUGUCUUAAGCUUUAGCAUGUAUAUUUUGACAAGAAACAGUUUAUUUUUGUUCAUAAUUCUUUAUUAAACUCUGACCCACAAGCUGGACUAAAAAGUUAAACAUUUUUACGAAUGUGGACAAAUGGGUGUUGUGACAAUGCCUAUCGGUUUACGUGAAGACCACCGUCCUCAAGGGUUUUUUCUUUCCUUACACUUGCUAUACUUGGAUAUCAAAAGUCUAUUUUCAUAUACCUUUAUUAAAAUAAAUGAUAUUGGAUGUUUGUUUUUUUGUACUUCUGGUCACGCUCUGAUGUUGACGUUCACAGUUUCCACAGAGUUCAAAGGCUUCUGAAGGAUCCAUAUUUUUUAUUGCUCAAAUGAUACUUGUUUUUUCAAGAGAGAAAGACACGCAAAGGAAGAGAGGAAAAAGGUACAAAACACACAAAGGGAACUUCAAGUACUUUCAGUCAUGGAACUUUUUUAGUAACUGGUGUUGAACUGUGGACACUUGAACUCGAAUGGGGACUCGCCUGCAGACAGAAAGUUCUGUGUGCAUCCUCAGAAAAAGGAAAAAUAACUCCCAGUGUUAGAAACAGCACAUCAUCCCUAUAAUGUCUGACAUGCAGGUAGUCCAAAGCCUAACGCUCAGAGCAUGUGAACAGAACACAUCGGUCUCAUAUAAUCCUGUGUUAUUAUCAACCACUCUUGAGUGGAUGUACAUACUGUCUUUUUGUAUGCUGAAUUAAAUAAUUAAAUAUUUAUAAACUAAUUAAAUAAUUUUUACCAAGCUCGUAAAAAAAUUCCCAAGACCGCACAUUAUCAGCAUCAUCAUCAUCAUCAUGGUGAAAAACUUGUUGGUCAUUUAGAAAAAACUUGUCAAGAGAACUCCAUAAUCUCACAAGUUGAUGUUUUUGGAAUAGACUAGCUAUAUUUCUUCCCCUCAAAGCAUUACUGUUUUAAUCUCCAAGUGUUAAGAAAAUAAACAUUUCACACAAUCAUCUGUGAACCUAUGAUAAAUGAACACACUUGUGAUGUGUUGUAGUGUUUCAUCUCAAGGCCAAUUGGGAUCAACCUCUCAAUUACAAAAUACCUGGGAAACUGUUUGUUUGGACAUUCCUCACUGUCACAAAGACCAUUGUAAGAAAGCUUUAAUUUUAUCACAGGUUUAGCCUAACGCUCAUAUGAAUUAGGUGAGAUCUUGGAAGUGGUUAAACCUCCAAUUAAAAAAAUAAAAUAAAUCUAAUUUAUUUGAAUACAAAGGGUUAGGUUGUUA